Molecule: messenger RNA, 1124 nt
Organism: Ectocarpus sp. CCAP 1310/34
Lineage: Eukaryota; Phaeophyceae; Ectocarpales; Ectocarpaceae
Source: the annotation of a GenBank genome assembly
ACGACACCGCCCGUUUCUCGCCACACACGGUGCGGAUGGACAUCAGACUACGUGCACUAUAUUGGUACAGCCUAUAGCUAUCGUUCAAGCCGCUGUGGGGCGAAAUCCACCGAGUCAGUGCCAUGGUACGCCUACACCCGGCGGGACGGUGUCUCCGAGGGCGGUGUCGUAGAUAAGCUUAUAGACGACACCGCCCGUUUCUGGCCACACACGGCGCGGAUNGGACGGUGUCCCCAAGGGCGGUGUCGUAGAUAAGCUUAUAUACGACACCGCCCGUUUCUCGCCACACACGGCGCCGAUGGACACCACACCACGUGCACUACAUUGGUAUGGCCCAUAGCUACUGUUCAAGUGGCGGUAGAGGGGUCCGCGGCACCAGGAACGCCCCCACGCGGACCACGUGGACGCCCACAAACACGCAAACAUCAGUUAAAAUGCCUGCGAGGUCGAGCUUACUCGACACGAGGACGGCCAAUCCUCACUACGCGGCAUUGGCUCAAGUGCGGGAGCACCUCGCACCAACACUGCAGAGAGUCAAGGGGAGCUCGCACGGCCUAGCGGUUGAUGACCGUGCGCUGAAGGAGGCAAAGGAUCAGGUGGCGAAGACAAGAGCGGAGCUAGUCGCGAAAGGUCUCGACGAGGACAUGUACACGGCAGCCCUUAUGCAGGGGACACACCCAGAAGACGGCGGAGGCACCGGCACACCGUUCAUCACGCUAGGUGACGGCAACUGCCUGUUGAACGCGGUUGCGCUGCAGUAUGUGAGGGCGGAGGGGCGGGCGGUAAGGGCCGCCGUCCCACAGUUGGCCGCGAAGCUGCGGCUGAGCGUCGUCCUUGAAGGGCUUCGGCACAUGGAGGCAUAUUUGUCCCUUCAGGAGGAUAUCUUCUGCUGCUGGGACAACUACACUGGUGAUGUUUACGACAGACUCACCGCUGCCGGGUGGUGUGUUGAGCCCGACACGAUAGACAAAGCCCGUGUUGGUUCGCGUGAGACCGCGCGGCUGUUCUUCGUUGCACAGCUACACAACAUAGCCGUCAAGGGACAAUGGCUCCAGCAGUUCGUGCUGCCAAUCCUGGCAACGGUUAUCCAGGCGCCGAUCCGUGUCUUUGUUCCAUUGAUGUAG